This is a messenger RNA of Schistosoma curassoni, 10583 nucleotides long. NCBI's taxonomy places the organism in Eukaryota, Metazoa, Platyhelminthes, Trematoda, Strigeidida, Schistosomatidae. The record is from the annotation of a GenBank genome assembly.
CUACUGCAAGGUUGUGGAGGCUUUUUGACUUAGUAUCCGGAGUUUUUCGUGUUGCAAUUACAUAAUUUAUUGUCCGGUGAUAUAAUAGCUGCUGGUCGUAGCAACUCCACUGGCUUAGAACAAACGCGCUUAUAUAUACAUACGAAAAAUUAGCAAUCAUAUUCGCUAGGAUUAGUUCAAUCGAGUGGGUAGAAUACACAAAUAGGACUGUGACAAAUAAUUGGGAUUGUACUGUAACAUUGCGGAGUUGACCCAAAUAUGUCAGUUGAUCUUCACAAGCUCAUCUCAAAGUAUUUGUUUCUAUAUCUCUCAAUCUGCGCUUAUUAGUCGUCCAUUUUACAGAUCACCAAUUUGAUUGAUAAUACAUUUGGAUAUAUUUAAUAAUCACAUUAAUAUGCUCACCUAAAACUGAUAAAUUGUUUUAUACAUAUAAUAUUAUGCUUCAUGUUUACGAUACGAACAAUGAUGACAACAGUGGUCAUCCUAAACCUUCAAGAAAAAAUCAGCUGAAUUGUCAUGGCAUUUUUGUAACCAGUGAAGAUUUAAAUAAUUCACUCCAAACAUUGUCAUCUUCAGUUGGUUCGCAAAAAAUUUAUUUGAAGCCUUUACCUAACGAAAAUGAUAUGGUAAAUUCUAGACUAUUAAAUGAUGAUAAGAAACGAUUACCAAAAGCUGAACGUUCUGCUCUGCUACCAUUCUCAAGUGAUGUUGACUGUUCAACACCUUCACCUCCAUUAUCUACCAGAUCUACACACAAUAAUGACAAUUAUUUAGAGUUGUUCGCAUCUCAACCGACUAAUACUGCUGCUACUCUACAACAAAACUCUUCCUAUUCACCAAGUGACAGCAAAAAUUACACUAUCAAAUAUACUAGUAAUUCUACUCAUUCAACAAUUACUCCAAUUAAUGAACAAGAAAACGAUCGACAGUCAUCACAACAUCGAAAACCACAUCGUCAACGUCGACAACACCAUCAUGAGAAUCGUAGUUCAUUCCAUCGGCAUAGUGUAUUACGUCAAUCACUCGGUGGUAUUAAUGUAUUAACUCAUCAUACAAAUGCAUUACAUCAAGAUUCAUCUGAACCAGACAAUGAAAUAUCGCCUAAAAGUUAUGACAGUAAUGUUGAGGAUAUCAGAAAAUGUACACCUAAACGAGUCGAUAGUAAAUUCAUUGAUUAUUUAUCAUCAUCAGCAUCAUCGAUUCAUACUAAUAGCAGUAGUAAGUCUUUGAAGAAUUCUAAUCACUGUCAUCAUCGUCAUAAUGAUGACGUUGAUGACUAUCAACUAAAAACAUUCCGUUUAUCAAACUUACCAUCAUGGGAUCAUUUAAAUUAUGCAUUAAAACCUUUUACAUCGAAUCAUCAUGGUAGCGAAACAAAAUUUAAAGGAUUUCGUUUAGUUCACAAAGCUAUACAAUCGGAAUAUUGUCUACCUCGUGUACAUAUUAGUAGUUAUAAUAAUAAUAAAAAUAGUAUUCCAUUUCAAUUGAAUGAUAUUAUUGUCAGUGUGAAUAAUCAUAAAUUAUCGACAAUGUCCGAAGCAGAAGCAUUACAAUAUGUAUAUAAUGCAUUUAAAGAUGCACAACAUUAUACUAUUGAUGUAGACAUUCUAAGAUCAUCAAGAAAAUCUUUUAAUAAUGAAUCAUCUUCUACAUUACUCAAACAAUCAUUGAUAACUCGUCAAAAAUCCGACUCUGGUUAUUCAAAUUCUAUCGAAGUAAAUAUUCCCAAGAAUCCACAUCGACCGAGAAGACGACGAGAAGGUGAAUGUAAAAAUUAUUCAUCUUGUGAAAUCACUCCAGAACGUUCACCUUACAAAAAUGACAAAAAAGAACAAAAAGAUCGUACUCUAUUGAUCCGUAAUACCAAUAGAACCAAUUUAAGUCGUUUAAGCCUUAUGGAUUAUCCGGAUUCGCCUAAUGUAUGCCUUAAAUCACGUCAAAUGUCGGCUGUUGAUAGUGUGUCCCGUAAUUCCAGUGACAACAAUCAUGGUGUCGUUGACUAUGAUGAUAGAAUUAAUACAGCAACAUUUGCCUCAUCAUUGUGUAGUAGUAAUCUAGCAGACAGUGGAUUUGUGACAAUACGUCGACCAAAACAACCUUCACGUUUAACAAUAAUCAAUAAUGAUAGUGGUGAUGUUGCAAACAAUCGAUUUUCUUUAACUAGUGCUGGGCUUCUCUCUUCUCUUGAUAACAGUAAUAAUAAAGCAAAAAAUUCACCGAAACAAGUAUCACCAAAAGUCGACACCAUUGAUAAUCGACAUCUUGAUAAUAAUCGUUCAAAUUCUCGCACACUUACACCUCACAUCACAGAAGUUACAUCACCGUGUAUUCCAAGGAGAUCGUUAAAUAUGUCAAGCAAAGAUCCAAAUGCAUUCAAUACUCGAACUAUUGGUCAAACAAUGCAUAUUCAGUUGACAAAGAUGCUAACUACCGGUCUUGGUUUCACAUUGACUAGUCGUGAUACACAAACACAAAGUUCACAAAUGUCUGAUCCGGUGUAUGUGAAAAAGAUUUUACCCGAUGGCGCUGCUAUACAAGAUGGACGUUUACUGGCCGGUGAUCGUCUAUUGGCUAUUGACGGUGAAGAAGUUCGUUCAUUAAAUCAAGUUUUGUCACAGUUACGAUCAUUGACACCAGGGAAACAAGUGGAUUUGCUUAUAUCUCGGCAAAUUUCUUGUGAUUUAGACUCGAAUACCCGUAAAUCUUCACAGAAACACUUACCUCCACGUCCGUUUAUGACUUGUACCUUUGAGUAUCAACUUCCAUUGGAUACUACUACUAAUCAAUCAGAUACUAUAAAAGGACCUCCAGUAUUAGGAAUCAAUUUCAAAUGGUCUAAUGAUAUUUUAACAUCACCAUUAUUAUCUUCAUCCCCAUCAUCACCACAGACAGUAACUACAAAGUCAAUUACAAGACCAGCUUCUCCAUCUCAGUAUUCUCCUAUACCAGGUUUAUAUGUCGAUAGUCUUCUGCCUGAUACUCUUGUUACUUCAAGCAAUCAUGUAACUGUAAAAACUGGCGAUCGUCUUGUUGCAAUUAAUGGGGAAUCUGUAGAUGGAAUGAAUGCUAAAACUAUUGUAAAUAAGUUGAAAAAUGUUAUCAAACAAUGUCAUGAGCGAAAUAUUAGUAACUCCGAUCAAUCGUCAGCCUCAUUCACUCUCACUGUUCAUCGAUAUAAGAAUCAAAAUGAUCGUCGAUCAAGUGUUGGAGAUACAUUGAAACUAACAUCUGCACAUCCACCAAGUUGUAGACACAUUAGAACAAUACGUGGUGAAGCAGUAGAAAAGGGUCAUCCUGGUCGUCAUGAACAUAGUAAAUUGAAUAGCCCAGCUGAUUCACAAGAUACUUGUUCGUUAUCGUUUACAUUAAAUGAUAGUCGUCGACGUCUGUUAUAUAGAUCUGACUCGAUAUCUUCUGAAAUUGGAUCACAUAUAUUGCAUCAUGAUUAUCAUGGGGAUUCUCAUUCACAUUUAUCUAGUCAAAGAUCAGAUAUUCAUGAGGAUAAUCAUCUGUUGUCAACAGAAUCGUUGUUAAAAGUAAACUAUCCUACAUCAAGAAAUUUAUCAGUACCAUCUAACAGAAAUUUUUUACGUGAUGGAUUUGGACGUCGUAGUGUUUCAGAAAAACGUCAUGGUCAUGUGGAUGCUUCACAAUAUUCGUUUUUUCAAACAAAUAUCCUUCCUAAUCGUUAUAAAAUGCCAGAAGAUGUUGAUAAACAAUAUUCCACUAUGCCAACAACACGUCGACUUAAAAUGCAUAAAGCUCGAUUAGCCGCUGUUGUUGCCAAUGUAGAUUCAUAUUCCUCGAUUGGUGGAGGAGGUCUAAUAUUUAACAAUUCAACAUCAUGUACAAGCUCAGGUCCUUUAAAAGCAUUACAUCCAUUAGACAAUGUACUUCCACAAUCUUUAUCAAAUACAUCUUACCGAGAUCCAGAGGAAAUAGACAUCGAGUCUCAGCUAGAUCAACCGCCAAUUCUAAGAAAUCGAAAGCAAAAUACUAGUUUCCGUCAUGCCGUAGAUCGUUCAUUUUACCCUACUUCUACUACCACUACUACUGCUGCUGAUACUACUACCGCAUACUAUAAUUCAUUUGAUACAAAUGCUUCCCCAUCAUCUGCUCCCCCCAUACCACCACAUCGUCCGCGUAGUGAAAGCGGCACUCGUGACAAGUUGUCUAAUAAUCCUCAGCAUAAAAAUUCCAGCAAAACAAAAAACUCCAAUCCCUUACCUGAAAAAUCCACAGGUUCUAUUUUAUUCUCUUCUUCUCCUUCAGUCUACAAAACAAUUGAUAAACUUGAACGUGCUCAUUCGAAAUCUCGCCCAGAAAUUCAUUCAAAUAAUUCUGUCUUAGUCAAAGAUUCAAAGUCAUCGUCACAUUCCAUUUCAAAUAAUAAUCCUCCUACUGAACAAAAACACAGUAAAAGUGGACGAAUAAGUUUAAAAAAUCUCUUCAGAAUUGGUAAUUCUAAAACUGAAUCCGAAUUGAAUGGUGACUAUUCAUUACAUAAUUCUAAUCAAUCUAAACCAACAUCGGAGACAUCAACUAUUCUAUCUAAAAAACAAUUAAGACGCCUUUCAGUUCCUGAAUAUCAAAUUACUAGUAAUCUUUUAACAUCAACAAAGUUAAUAGAUAAAAUUCAUGAAAAAAACAGUUAUAAUAAUCCUACUUCUACCACUACCACUACUUCUACUAUUCCAUCUGUUCAGCAAAUCUUUAAUCAUUCAUCUAGUCAGUCAAAAUUAUCUAACACUACUCAUCAUAUGGAUUCUAAUGUAAUUUGUAAUGAUUCUAUGUACAAAACAAUAUCACCGAAUAUAAUGAAUAAUAAUCAUCAUACUAAUUACAAGACUAUCUCUGUAAAUCAUCCAUACUGUCCUCCACCUGAUAUUAGUCCACCUCCGCUACCACCUCGUGUCAGUUAUACAACACCACCUAUAUUAACAAUGAAAUCGAAUCAUUCCAAAAUGAUUAAAUAUCGUCCACUGCCAGAAGAGCGAUCUAAUAAUGAUCCUCGAAUGAUUGAUGAGACAAAACAGAAUAGACGCAAAAAAUCAUCAUACUCAAUGACCACAUCUGUUAUCUUAUCCCAUUCAACUACUCAUCAAUCAAAAUCAUCUCCAAAAAUCACUUCAACAGCUUCGUCUCCGACUUAUUGCUUAGCAUUGAACACUGUUGAUCCAACCGUAUUAUCAACAAGUAUUAAAAAAUCGAAUUUUGGUCAUGAUGACAAUAAUGCAUUAGUAACUAACGACAAUUCUCGUAGUCGUCGUCGCCGUCAUCAUCAUCAUUAUGAACAUCAUAAAAAUUCUAACCAACAGGAUGGUAUUCUCUCCGAAAGUUCCACUAAAUCCCAGACACCUGCUAUUUACAUGAAUUCUAAGCAGAUAGAUAAAGAUUAUAAAAAAUCUACUCCAUCUCCUCAUCGUUCACGUUCAACACAUGCUCGUCUACCAUUGAAUAAAAGUCAACAUAAUAAUCAUGAUAAUAUAACAACAACAACAACAACAACAACAACAACAACACAGUAGCAACAAUAAUGUCAACAACAAAUUCACCUGAAUCUAUUCACUAUUAUCAAGCACCAGUAAUUUCUAGUCAUUCAGCUAUGUCAACUCCUCGUCGUUUACAAGAUGGUCGAAAAUCAGAAUAUCAUAUCAAUAAUAGGUAAUACGAAUAUAAAUUACGAUGAGUCAGUUAUAUGGAUUUUACUAAAAUAACUAUUGAAAGCUAUGAAGCACUGAACAACAGUUCCAUUUUAUUAUAUGGACUCUUCAACAGCAGUGCACAUCCAGGACCAAAUUUGAGAUCGUAUCCAGGUUUAUCGACAAAUGCUUAACGCUUGCUGUCGUAUUUUUGAGAUUUGCCUAAUAGUGAAUAGAUCAUCUCACUCAUGCUUCACGUUGACGACUUCAAUUUUGUGCAUGCUUGCUAUUUGUUUUAAAUUGUAUUCUCUUUCUAAAUAAUGAAUUCCAACCGUUUAAACUAUAAACCAAUGUAGAUGAAAUAAUUCAGUACAUAUUGACUGAAAAUCUUUGAAACUGAUUGGUCACUGAGUAGUAGAUGAAUAAUGCUGUUCUUCCCUAGUCGUUAUUGGGUGCGCUUCGGAUUAUUGCAUCGAUCAAUGACGCAAUAUGUGACCAGUAAACUUGAAAGUCUCAUCGUCACCUAUAUUCUAUUUUGAUGUAAAGUAUAUGAAGGGAAUUGACAGGAAGUUGUGACUAGAUCUCCUAGAUUUUGUAUAAGUUGGGACAAGACAAAUUACAGUUGUUGAGUUACUGAGAUUGUGUUGGAUUCGUCUUAGUUGAUUUAUAUUGAAUACUGUGUAUGUUAGUGUGUGGAUUAUUAUACCAGUUGUUAAGGUCAGAAAAGUUGUUUGAUGAACUUCCCUCUGUGCUGUUGUAGUUCAGCAACCGAUACACAUAUGUAUCAGGUUGUAUGUUGCUUGCUUAUCACUGAAUGGAUGAAUUACGUAUAAGGAUUAGUUUGUAGUGUUUAUCUAUGUGAGUGUGUGGAGCUGAACAGCUGUCCAGUGUUCUUUGGUUUUCAAUAUAGAGUCGUCUCAUAUAAUCUCGAUUUCUACCAAAUAUUAUGGACAAAUGAAACUUAUCUCUACUAAAUAUCUUGAUAACAACAGUUGUUUGUAGUUCACUAGAUGUUUGGCUUGUACAUUUUUUUAAAUAGUUGAGGUCAUGUUUCGAUUGAAGCUAGACUACCAUGAAAAACGUGGAAUCACUGGACAGCCGUCUCGUCCUAUUGUAGAACUCUUCAGCAGUGCACAUCCACGACCGCACCUCGCGAUAUUCGAACCCAAGACUUAUAGAUCUCGCGCGCGAACACUUAACCUCUAGACCACUGAGCCGGCGUCCAACGGUGUUAAUGCUGAGGACGAAACGGCCGUUCAGUGCUUUCAGGUUUUCCAUGGUGGUCUAGCUUCAAUUGACUCAUGAUCUCAACUAUUAAAAUUACUAUGAUAUCCACAAAACUCCAUCUAGUACGUUUUUAUUUGCGUUUUGUGAGGAGAAGGAAAUUAUGUUGUUUAACUCAAAUUGCUUAUAGGUAGUCUAUUUAUUUAUUUAAACACAUAAAUCUUACUAUGAAAGGGCACCAAAACAUAUAUGCCCUACACUAGAUAAGAAACGGAAAUUCCGAAGAGAUAGAGGGAAGAAUGUGAGUAUAGUAGAGAAAAGGAAUGAAUGAAUAUAAGUAGAUCAAAGUAGUAAAUAAUAGGACGAGAAGCUCAGUUAAAAAAUACAACCACAAAGAACUUUCCUACUAAAAAAGAAAGUUAUUACAGUACCAUCACUGGCUUCUGUUCUGAACGAUAUCUGAUAAAAUCUCAAGCCACUGUGUUUGUACCCAUUCAUGAUGUUAAGCUGUUAGAAGUUAAAAAGUUUGUAUUUGGGUAGCUGUGUAAGUGUUGGUGGCGACGUUGAUGUUUAGAUCAAUUUACGUAUAAGCGAAGUCAUAGAGGCCUAUGCCAAUCUGCACUAUCGUGAUACUGUUCUGGCUAUAAAAGGUCGGGUCCACAACGUGUUGGUGUGAGGAAUCCUGCUCUAUGCUUGUGAGACCUGUCAGGCAACCCACGGUAUUCAAUCAUCGUUGUAUCUAAAUAAUUGCUGACAUUAAAUGGUAGCAUCAUAUUAGUAAUGGAGAGAGUCAGCACAGUAACGACGAUUCGAUUAGUGUCAUUAUCUUGAAAAAACGUCUUAGGUGGGUUAAGAAACAUGAUACGAGCGUCGUCCCGACGGAUUCAAUGUCGUGGAUUAUUCAGUGACUCUAGGAAUGGUUGGAAAAAACAGAAGUGGUCAGUUUAUGGCAUGGCGCUAUGGUAUGGAACAAAGCUGUACAGAACUUACAUGUGUCAGUUUCUCACUUUUUUGUUAGAUAUAGUGUAACGCAGGUAGUUUAUAAUUAUAAUACUAAAAAAACUGUCGUUAUUACAUUAACAAACAUUGGGACUAUACGUGAAUUAUUAUUGCAUUAGCUCCACAAAUGAUGUAUGCUGGUGUAUUUACCACAUAGUUAUAGUUAUAUUUAUGCUUUCUUCAUUGUAAUCAAACAUAAGGAAGUUUCUUUAAAUGAAUUAACUGUGGCCAAAAUUAGAUUUCAGGGCUUGUGUCCUGUCCUGUGGGGGGACCGUAGAUUGAAGUGUUCGAUCGCGCAUGCCACUUCAAUUAUCUUGGAAUCCUAAUGGGUUGGUUCUUAAUGUUUGACGUCUUCAAAUAAUUGCUAAUUUCUCCUAGAACUAUCGGGUAAAAAUUGUUAAUCCUAAAUAUAGGAUGAGAAAUUAGUUGACAAAUAUUGAAUUUUCACCUAUUACAGUGGUUUUGGCCCUCAUGAUGUAUAUUCUACUUGCAAGCACGUUUGCUGGUGUAAGAUUAUGUUGGAAUAAAGUUAGGGGCGGCUAAAUUAAUAUAUAACAUCAGUUUAGAAGACUACUGAAUAUUGGCCUGGACCGGAAAUACGUGGUUAAGAUUGUAACCAACAGUCAAUAAUGUUAGUUGAGAUUGCACAUACAUACUAGGUUCUACCUUAUUUAGUAUCGACUGACUGAGGCAAUUUAUAAUCCAAGAAUAGUAUAUAUAUAAAUUAAAGAAAUUUUCUAUUUUAUUUUCUAUUUCUGUACAGAAAACAACAAAUCACUAUGCAAGAGGCAUCAUUAAUUGUCUCAUUUCCAAUGGAUAAAUUAAUUACUCCGAAACAUUCAUCAAUCCAUCAUCAACAUUGAUGUGUUAUCCAACAUGAACUUACUUAAUAUUUCUCUUGUGCAACUAUUAUUUCCGGUUUUUUGAAUUGUCAAAAUAUGAUCUAUCUAUUUACUUACUUGAAAAAUACCCCCCCCCACACACACACCUCCUCUUGGUAAUUAUUUUGAUACGUUGACUAUUUAUAAUUUUCUUUCAAUAAUACUGUUAGAUUCAGUCUUCAUUGUAAAACAUACAUAUCAGCGGCCAAAAAUCUCAAGAAUUCAUCAAUUUUUUUUUUGUGUAGAAUAUGAUACAAUUUCGUUUCACUGUUGUUGUUUUUCUGUGUGUGUGUGUGUGUCCUCUUCUUGAUCCUGAUCUGUAAAAUGUGCCUUAAACUUUUAUAAUUAAAUUUGUGUUCAUUUCGAUAAGUGUUGUUGUUGUUGUUAUUGUUUCUGUCGUUAUGCCUAGUUAGUAGUGGAUUAUCACAACCAGCGAUAUCAUUUCGCAUAUAUUCUGUCUUAUUUUUAUAAGCAUACAAUUACAUAUCAUCAUCAUCAUUAUUAUUAUUAUCAACCAGACUAUUUUACUUAUGAUUACCUCUCUAUGCUCCGUCGAAAAAUUUUGGAAUUUGAAAUUGUCCAUUGUAUUUUCUAGUUCUACUCUCUCUCUCUCAUCCUGUAUUGGUUGGUUUGUGUUGUGUGUGUGUAUGUAGUAAAUUCUUGAUCUCAAGUGACAAAAUCAUGCCUUUUAUUCUGUUUUUCUCAAAUGAUAAUAAAAUGUGAGAACAUUUUUGUAUUUUGAAUCAUUGUUCCUUACACACACACACACACACACACACAAUCUCUCCCCCUUCCUUUAAUAUACAUAUAAUAGUGUGUACAAAUUGUUUUGUUUUUUUAAUGUGUACUUUUGAUACUUUACAAUUUAUCUUAAUUUACUAUCACUAGUUCCAUCAUGUUAAAUUUUCACCACCACCAUCACAACAACAACAAUAAUAAUAAUAAUAAAAAGGAGUCGUAACCAGUGUCAUGUUUGAAGUGAACAUAUCUUUUUCCAUUUAACGUUUCCUAAUAUCUUCAUAUUCAUUAUUAUUGAUCCAUAUAUUAUCAUCAUCAUCCUAUUGUUGCUAUGAUUGUUAGAUGAUAGUGUUCGGUAAUAGAUGAUAUAUAUAUAUAUAUUCCAUAUCUUUAAUAUUUCACAUUUUUGCUGUUGUUGUUAUUGUUCCUCGAUAUCUAUUAUCAAAUGGCUCCUUUAUUGUCAAACUAUUUGAACUAUUUCAUAGCAUUUAUUUCCUUACUUUGAGUAAUUAUUGCAUCGAGUUUCGUUAAUGCUGAAUUCAAAUAAAUGAGGUAUCUCUUCUCUCUCUCUCUCUCUGUGUGUAAUGUCUAUUCGUCGAUAGUUCUUUUCAUUGUAUAUUGACAAAUAUCAAUAGUCUAUUCAUAAUUAGUAGUAUAGUGUUGAGUGUUUUAAUCCUAUUGAUUCUAUCAUCAUUAUUUGUAUUGGUCAAAUGGUGUGAAAAAAUAACUUUGUGAAUCUUUGUUUUUGUUUUCCCUCUCAAAUGUAAGUAUCCACCUUAUGAUCGAUCAAUCGAUCGAUCUCCCUGUUUUGUUCCAUGAACCAAAUCGAUUCUUCCUUCUCUUUUUUUUCUAUACAUAUGUAUAUGUACACUGACCCAUUUGAAUUGUUCUCUUGCCAGUUGGAUCAUAUUUAUUUGUUAUUUUCUGGUUACUUUAUUUGAUUUGCUCUUUAGUUGUUGAGUAACUUUUCUUUUGUGUGCGUGUGUUACCUUGUCAACUCGUGGUAUUUUUUCUCUUUGCUGUUUUGUUAAUUUGUCUACUAUUUAAAAAAAAACAACUAUGAAUAGUAAUUGAAUAAAAAAUGCUUUGAGUUCUUCCU